Messenger RNA from Meloidogyne enterolobii, 1300 nucleotides. Lineage: Eukaryota; Metazoa; Nematoda; Chromadorea; Rhabditida; Meloidogynidae. The record is from the annotation of a GenBank genome assembly.
AUGGAUCUACCAAAUAAUAUUAAAGAAGAUAACUGUACUAGCAAUGAUUGUAAUAUGUCAAAUGAUUUAACAAAUUGCAAUGAAUCUGUGGAAUUUAGAGGAGAUAUGGAUGCCUCUUUUAAUUCUGAUAAUUUUUCAAUUUCAUUUCAAGACAUUUCAAUGGUAUUGCGUGCUAGGCCGGACAUUAAUGUUUUUUAUAGAACACCUUGUUCUGGCUCUAAUCGAUUUACAAGACGUAGUUCUUCUGUCAGAAUGGCUGUUGGUUUGGAUUUUAAUUUAGUUUUUAUUAAAAAAAUUUUAUUUAAAGAUUAUUUUAGCAAAUUGCCUGACUUUUUGCUUUUACAAAUUUUUAAGCAUUUAAAUAAACAUGAUUUGGUUAGAAUUAUGAGAACAUGUCGAGUUUUUAGUCAAUUGGGUAAAAGGCUAAUUGAUGAAUUAUCUUUACAUUCUUUACUUGAUCGUAAAAUGGAAAUUUUACGUUUAACAGAGGCAGAGUUGACAGAAUCUCCACAAUUUAUUUCUUCCUACGAAAUUAACAUUCAAAAUAUUGAAUUAACAAAACUUACACAUUUAGAUCUUAGCCAUGCAACUUAUGAAAAUUCUGAAAUUUUGUUACGAAUUUUUGAACGUUGUCGGAAUUUAGAAGCUUUGAGUUUGGAAAGUUGUUCAAUUUUGAAUGAUGCUAUUUGUAAUGAAAUUGGGAAAAAUUUGGAUCUUCGAUUUUUGGAUUUAGUUUAUGUUAAUAGUUUAAGUGAAACUGGAAUUUACAAUAUUUUAUCAAAUUGUAGAAGUUUGGAAGAAGUUAAUUUUGGUUGGGCAAAUGUUGGAAAUGGAGCAAUAACUUUAAUUUGUAAAUUGGCACCUCCUUCAAUGAUUAGGCUUAAUUUAUCUGGUUUUAGGUCAAAUGAAGAAUUAAAUGACGGAAAUGUUAAACUUCUCUGUUUAUCUUGCCCACGUUUGGAGGAAUUAGAUUUAAGCGAUAAUGAAUUAAUAACUGAACGGGCAUUAGAAGCUAUUUCUUCUGGACUUCGAAAUUUGAAACGAUUAACUUUGUCUCGUUGUUAUGCAAUUGAACCAAUGGCUUUUGUGUCAUUACAAAAUUUGGAGAUAUUAAAUAUAUUUGGAUGUAUAACAAAUGAGGGAGUUGAACUUUUGAGAGAACGUUUACAUCCAACAUUAAUUGAUCAUUCUCCAAUUUGUACAAUAGCAAAACCAACUGUUGGGCUUUCUGUUGCAAGUAUUUGGGGAAAACGAACACGUGAUCGUUAUUAAAUUUAAAUUUAAAAAGAAAAUUUUUCUG